AUGGCAGGUCACAGAUCUACGCUAAAAAAAGCGAACAAGUCUUUCAAAAGCCCUCAUUCCUCAAAGAGAUCCCUCAAAGCGCUCAAUAAGGGUAAGGUCGAGAAGACCGUUGCCAACAACAAAGCCGUGAAAGUCCAAAGCAAACUUGAACGUAAGAACCAAAAAAACCAGUUGAAGAAGAACAAAAUCGAUAAGACUCUGCAACAACAGAAAUUGUUCAACUCCAAUAAAAUCGAAAGAAUCGUUACGAUUAUACCUUUGACCAAGAAUCAAUCCGUCGUGGAUAUUAUCAGUCGCAUCUUGAAUGAGGAGAUAGAUGGCAAGAUCGCUGAUGAAAGAGUGUUCACGGUUCCAAUUGAUAGAUUUAAAGCUACCAUCAAGUUCAUUAUACCAGAUCUGGACAAUUUGAUCUCAAUCUUAGAUGCAUGCAAAGUUUCAGAUUUUGUCAUUUUCGGACUAUCCGCAGUCGAGGAAGUGGAUUCAGCUUAUGGUGAACAAAUCAUAAGAGCCGUCGAGGCCCAGGGGAUUUCAACCAAUUUUGCAGUUUUGCCUGAUUUAGUUUCUAGUUACCCUAAGAAAAAUUUACAGCUAGAUGUCUACAAGUCUUUGUUCUCCUUUUACGAACAUUUCUUCCCUAAUGUUGAGAAGCUCUACACUCUGGAAAAUGAUAGCGAAUCUAUGAACUUAUUAAGGAACAUUUGCCAGAAGGUUCCUAAAGGUAUUCACUGGAGAGAUAACAGAGGCUAUUUACUGGCUGACAAGCUUGAUAAAGUUCAUAUAAAUGAGGUCGAGAGCGUUUUAACAAUUGAUGGCAUUGUCAGAGGAACAGGAUUCAACGUCAACGGAUUGAUACAUUUACCAGGUUUUGGAGACUUCCAAAUUGAAAAGAUUGAGAAGAUGAUUUCUAGAAGCAGUGAUAACGAUAUUAUACUACCAACCAAUAGAGAGUCUCUGAAUGUACUACAGGACAAAGAACAAGGUGAUCUAUCAAUGGAUCAAAUGGAAGAUAUAGAUGGAGAACUUAGCGAUUUAGAGGACGACUACCAGCUUGAUGAUGAUUGGAAUUUGGUUGACAAAAAGGCUGUUCCUAAGAGGAAGAGGCUUCCGAAGGGAAUGUCUGAAUACCAAGCUAGAUGGAUGAAGGAUGAAGAGAUUGAAGCAAUGAUUGCAGAAGUAGGCUUGCAGGAUAGUAGCGAUAUACCGACGGAAGAAAGUCCCAUGAAUGAUCUUGAUGCUGAAGAAGAGGAAGAAGACGACGACGAAGAAAUCAUGGAAGACGUUAUCUCCCCGGAAGAGCACGAAAAACAGUUACAAGAAUACAGAAAAAGAGAACGUGAGGAACUCGACUUUCCUGAUGAAAUCGAACUCCGUUUUGACGAGAUUGCCACUGAAAGAUUGGCAAAAUACAGAGGUGUCAAGUCUCUUGCCUCUUGCUUAUGGGAUUACGACGAAGUUGAUGAAAGAAGACCUGACGAUUGGUUGGAGUACUUAAGAAUCAAAGGUUACAGAAUUUACAGAAAUCAAAUGGUUAAGAAAUACAGAUCAGCUGUGAGUGUUGUUGCAGGUGACAAAGUUAGAAUAUCGAUUAAGUAUGAUGAAAACCUUUUCUCUCGUCUGGUUGAUCCAAGAACUAAACCGUUUGUAAUCUACUCAUUGUUACCAACUGAGAACAAGUUGGCAGUUUGCAACUUUUCAAUCCAGACGUGGGAAUCAUAUGAUGAACCAAUUAAGUCAAAGGAAGCAAUGGUAGUUCAAUACGGGUUCCGCAGAUACGCUAUCAAUCCAUUAUUCUCACAGCACACAAGAAACGCAAACAAUGUCGCCAAAACCCAAAGAUUUUUGCACAAGGGCCAAUUUGCUGUUGCAACUGCCAUUGUGCCAAUGUCGGCUACUAGUUUACCUGCACUUUUCUUUAAAUCUAACGCCGACGGUAGUGGCAUGCAAAUUUUAUGUCAAGGUACAUUUGAAAACACCGAUUUCACAAGAAUUUUGACCAAAAGAGUUGUUCUCACCGGUGAGGUUUUCAAGAUCCACAAUACGGUUGUUACAAUCAGAUUCAUGUUCCACAACUCCGAGGAUGUUAAUGCUUAUAAGAAUGUUCCGCUUUUCAGUAAGAUGGGCAGGUCGGGUUUUAUCAAAGAAUCGUUGGGUACCCACGGUGAUUUCAAAGCUUCAUUCGAUAGCAAGUUAAACCAGCAAGAUAUUAUUGGAAUGGAAUACAACUUAAAAAGACGUGUUGCACAACUAUUGCCUGUGAGCAACGAAACUUUCCAGUUGAAAGUUGCACACAGUAAAGACAGAGUUAAGUACGACGAUUUUGGAUUUGUUAUAGAGGAACCGACCAACUCUCAUAAACAAAAAGGUCGCAAAGUUAACAGCUUGAGGUACGAUUUGCUGCAUAGAGGCCGUGCUCCCAUCACCAACCGCAUUGCCAGCAGAGAUUCCAGUCCUGCUGCGUCAGAGAUAUCAACAUUUUCACUUGGUACUUUGAACUCUCAUAGUGAUUAUGAUUACGACACCGAUGAUUUAAGGUCUGAGAUCUCAGCUGCUACCAGACUUGAAUCAGAUUAUCAUACUGAGGAUGACUCUGUGACAGAUGAUUAUGCUACAGACAAUGAGUUGACAGAAGAAGAGUGCGAGCCUCUUGAACUCAAUGUGUGUUGCUAUUGUGGAGAUUCGUCUGAUAGUUUGGAUGACUGUAUUUCUCAUAUGUCUUUGACCCAUGGAUUGUACAUUCCUGAGUUACCAUAUCUAGCAGACAAAGAAGGAUUGGUAAGGCUUUUGUCAGAUACUACUGUUUUGGACAAAGAAUGUCUUAAAUGCGGAUUUACGAGCAAUAAGCUGGUCGGAAUAAGACAACAUAUACUUGCCAAGGGACAUGCAUGCAUACCUUAUGAAACCAGAGAAGAGAGACAAUUGUUUAGAAGAUUUUACGAUUUCAAUGAGGACGUUCAGAAUACGAAGGAAGCAAGAGAGGAACCUGGCGAGAGUGAAGUUAAGCAAAAAGAACAAGAGACAAGGAGACAAAGUGAGGAGGAUUACACUGUGGCAAGGAUAGAUUCCUCUGGAGUUGAGUUGGCGUUACCUAACGGCUCACGAUUGGGACAUAGGUCAAUGACUAGAUAUUACAGACAAAGUUUCCCGCGUGGAAACAAUGAAGCACAACAAAGAAGUGAAGAAGGUGAGUCUAAUUGA
Pichia membranifaciens NRRL Y-2026 is the source of this 3195-nucleotide messenger RNA. RefSeq lists its product as hypothetical. The transcript is spliced from 3 exons. NCBI's taxonomy places the organism in Eukaryota, Fungi, Ascomycota, Pichiomycetes, Pichiales, Pichiaceae. The record is from RefSeq and is a predicted model, not a curated record. Bases 1 to 3195 code for a protein of 1064 amino acids. Gene Ontology annotation, molecular function: GTPase activity; GTP binding; U3 snoRNA binding. Gene Ontology annotation, biological process: endonucleolytic cleavage of tricistronic rRNA transcript (SSU-rRNA, 5.8S rRNA, LSU-rRNA); maturation of SSU-rRNA from tricistronic rRNA transcript (SSU-rRNA, 5.8S rRNA, LSU-rRNA); ribosome biogenesis. Gene Ontology annotation, cellular component: nucleus; preribosome, small subunit precursor.